Tachyglossus aculeatus (Australian echidna) is the source of this 1937-nucleotide messenger RNA. It is a transcript of the gene HMX3, whose product is annotated as H6 family homeobox 3. The record is from RefSeq and is a predicted model, not a curated record. Gene Ontology annotation, cellular component: nucleus. The transcript has 2 exons. Gene Ontology annotation, biological process: regulation of transcription by RNA polymerase II. The annotation marks the transcript as partial. Lineage: Eukaryota; Metazoa; Chordata; Mammalia; Monotremata; Tachyglossidae. Gene Ontology annotation, molecular function: RNA polymerase II transcription regulatory region sequence-specific DNA binding; DNA-binding transcription factor activity, RNA polymerase II-specific.
GCCCCGGCCCCGGCCCCGGCCGCGGCCCCUCCGCCCUCGGACCCUCCCCCGCCGCCUCCCCCUCCCCCUCCCAAGGACUCGCCCUUCUCCAUCAAGAACCUGCUCAAUGGAGACCGGCCCCGGCCGCCCCCGAAGCACCAGCCUCCUCCGUCCCGGACUCUGUUGGGCCCGGUCCCGGGCCCGGCCUCGGCCUCGGCCGCCAAGGGCGUCCUGGAGGCGGGCGCCGCGGGCUUCGCGCUGUCGCAGGUGGGAGAGCUGACUUUUCCGCGCUUUGAGAUCCCGGCGCAGAGGUUUGCGCUGCCCGCGCACUACCUGGAGCGGUCUCCGGCCUGGUGGUACCCCUACACCCUGACACCCGCGGGGGGACACCUGCCCCGGACAGACGCGGUGGCGGUGGCGGCCUCGGCCUCGGCCCCGGCGGACAAGUCCCUGCGGAGAGACUCGUCCCCGGCCUCGGGCACGGACAGGGACUCCCCGGAGCCCCGGGCCGGGCGGGAGCCGGACCCCAAGGAGCGGGACUCCACCAGCCCGGACGAGAUCGUCCUGGAAGAGAGCGACUCGGAGGAGGGCAAGAGGGACGAGGCGGGCCCGCGGGGGGCGGCGGGCCCCCCGGGCCCCGACGACUGGAAGAAGCGGCCCGACAGCCCCGAGGAGAAGAAGCCCUGCCGCAAGAAGAAGACGCGCACCGUGUUCUCCCGCAGCCAGGUGUUCCAGCUGGAGUCCACCUUCGACCUGAAGCGCUACCUGAGCAGCUCGGAGCGGGCCGGCCUGGCCGCCUCCCUGCACCUCACCGAGACGCAGGUGAAGAUCUGGUUCCAGAACCGCCGCAACAAGUGGAAGCGGCAGCUGGCGGCCGAGCUGGAGGCGGCCAACCUCAGCCACGCCGCGGCCCAGCGCAUCGUCCGGGUGCCCAUCCUCUACCACGAGAACACGGCGGGGGACGGGGCCGCCACCGCCGCCGCCGCCCCGGGCCCCGGGCCCCCCGUGCCCGUCAGCCAGCCGCUGCUCACCUUCCCUCACCCCGUCUACUACUCGCACCCGGUGGUCACCUCCGUGCCCCUGCUGCGGCCGGUCUGAGAGCGGGGCGGGGCGGACGCGGCCAGCCCGGGGGAGCAGGGCUAUGUAUUGGCCGCCCCUUCCCGUGCCCUUCGACCCCGCGCUGGGGAGAGGGGCGGGCGAAGCUGGGGGAGGCGAGGUUGCGAGCCGCCGGGAAGGACGAGAAAAGCCCCCUUCAGCCGUCCGAGGACGAAACCUUUUGUAAAAAAAGCCACCCCAUCUGAAUGCGCUGAGCUGCGUGCUUUGGUUUAUUUUUAUAGGAAAAAAAACAGACCCCACCGUUUGCCUCUUGUCGAUUGAGGAUUUGCCAGGUGCAGAGACUUGGGGGAGAGGGGAAGGGGCGGGGGGCUCGGGCCGGUUUUCCUUCCCCACUCGCGAACCCCGAAGGUGUCCGCCUUCUCCUCGCGAAGGCUCCGCCGAUCCCGCUUCCCCGCCCCGAUCCGCAUCCCCGUCCCGCCCGGUACCCGGCCGGGAGCCGGGAUGGACGGAAAAACCCAACGGACCGUCCCCCUUCCCUCCCCACACGACCAGGCCCCGAAGAGCCGGAUCGAGCGCUCUUAUUUAUUGCCAACCUUUGAUUCAGGGGCUCUGGGUGGCCUGUGAAUGAUUAUGAUCGUUAUGGUUACGAUGAUUUCCUCUUUUAAAGGAGAUUUCGAUACGAAAAGCCGUACCUUUUUACCUUUUUUUGUAAAGUAACCGUUGUACUUUUGAACUGUGCAAUAUCGUAGGAACUUUAUGAAAGCACCGCUGCUUCCGAGAGCGAGGGGAGGCCAAAUCCAGGUAGAGUUGCGAUCGUUCAUGUAGCAAAAGGCAAGGGGAAGAAGAUUUUUUUCAAAGCAUUUAGUCCUGAAGAGAGAGGGAGAGACGAGGAAGGAAGGACG